AGCCAUACCGUCUCAGAUCAGCCAGAAAGAUAGGUUUAUUCAUUCACCACCUCUGCCCGUGCCUACCUUGUGCCACGCACUGGCCGGAGAUGUGCCGGACCUGACAUUCUUACGGUGGGGGAAGGGGCGGGCAAGCAAGAUGAUUUCAGAUCAGUGCUAUGAAGAAAAUGAAGCCGGGUGAUAAUUUGGGGGCGGGGGAGUUGCUCCUUAAGCUGGAGUGCUCAGGAACGGCCUGGCCUAGGAGACAGCACUUGAUUCAAGACCAGAAUGAGAAAAAACCAGCCUUCUCUGGAGCCAGUGCAAAGACCCAGAGGCGGGACUCCAGGCUGGCUGCGAUCCUGGGCGGGGCCACCACUUUGUGGGAGGAGCCUGGAAGGGACUUCUCCAGACUGAGGCUCCUCCAGACCCAGAGCCUCAAGCCCUGAGCCUGUACCGUGUCCUGGUCCCCUGGGAGUGACUCUUGCCUGUGGCUGAAAGCGACUCUUUGUUUCCAGGCGUCUUUCUAGACUUUUUGGACCUGGAGGUUGUGCCAUGUGGUUACCUGUAUGGAAGACUGUAAUUUUCCACUUGUUCCCUGGAGGACCCGGAAAUCUCUAGGUGUUGUCACCGCUGUUUUUCUUAAGUCAUUUGUGAAAUUUCAGCUUGGAAGACAGAUUCAACGUGUGCUUUGCGGGAAGGGAAAGCCUGCCUGGGCACACCUCUUAGAUGCCAGCCCUGGCUGAGAGGUCCCCUGAUCUGGCCAGAAGCGGCACCUGGGUGCACACCAUCCUUGGGGAUGAGCCUCUGUGGUCUCGGACUUCUCAGUGACAACCUCGGCAAGAUCCUGGGCCGGGCCAGAGGAUCUGCUCUGUGGAGGCCCCGCCAUCCUCAAAAGCUGGAUCUUGCUCCUGGGCACCUGCUGUCCAGACCUGGGGCAGCCGAGAGGCCAGGGCACCCAUCGCCAAGGUCCCAUCUGAUGCCAAGGCUGAAGGAGUCUCGCUCCCACGAGUCCCUGCUCAGCCCCAGCAGCGCGGUGGAGGCUCUGGACCUCAGCAUGGAGGAGGAGGUGGUCAUCAAGCCCGUGCACAGCAGCAUCCUGGGCCAGGACUACUGCUUCGAGGUGACAACAUCAUCAGGAAGCAAGUGCUUCUCCUGCCGGUCAGCAGCCGAGCGGGAUAAGUGGAUGGAGAACCUGCGGCGUGCGGUGCACCCCAACAAGGACAACAGCCGGCGUGUGGAGCACAUCCUGAAGCUAUGGGUGAUCGAGGCCAAGGACCUGCCGGCCAAGAAGAAGUACCUGUGUGAGCUGUGCCUGGACGACGUGCUCUAUGCCCGCACCACGGGCAAGCUCAAGACGGACAAUGUCUUCUGGGGCGAGCACUUUGAGUUCCACAACCUGCCACCCCUGCGUACUGUCACCGUCCACCUGUACCGGGAAACUGACAAGAAGAAGAAGAAGGAACGCAACAGUUACCUGGGCCUGGUGAGCCUGCCCGCCGCCUCGGUGGCUGGGCGGCAGUUCGUGGAAAAGUGGUACCCAGUGGUGACGCCUAACCCCAAGGGCGGCAAGGGCCCCGGGCCCAUGAUCCGCAUCAAGGCGCGCUACCAGACCAUCACCAUCCUGCCCAUGGAGAUGUACAAGGAGUUUGCCGAGCACAUCACCAACCACUACCUGGGGCUGUGUGCAGCCCUCGAGCCCAUCCUCAGUGCCAAGACCAAGGAAGAGAUGGCGUCGGCCCUGGUGCACAUCCUGCAGAGCACGGGCAAGGUGAAGGACUUCCUGACGGACCUGAUGAUGUCAGAGGUGGACCGCUGUGGGGACAACGAGCACCUCAUCUUCCGGGAGAACACUCUGGCCACCAAGGCCAUCGAGGAGUACCUCAAGCUGGUGGGCCAGAAGUACCUUCAGGAUGCGCUAGGCGAGUUCAUCAAAGCGCUGUAUGAGUCGGACGAGAACUGCGAAGUGGACCCAAGCAAGUGCUCGGCCGCCGACCUCCCCGAGCACCAGGGCAACCUCAAGAUGUGCUGCGAGCUGGCCUUCUGCAAGAUCAUCAACUCCUACUGUGUCUUCCCCCGGGAGCUGAAGGAGGUGUUUGCCUCGUGGAGGCAGGAGUGCAGCAGCCGAGGCCGGCCCGACAUCAGCGAACGGCUCAUCAGCGCCUCGCUGUUUCUGCGCUUCCUCUGCCCGGCCAUCAUGUCACCCUCGCUGUUCAACCUGCUGCAGGAGUACCCCGAUGACCGCACGGCCCGCACCCUCACCCUCAUCGCCAAGGUUACCCAGAACCUGGCCAACUUCGCCAAGUUUGGAAGCAAGGAAGAAUACAUGUCGUUCAUGAACCAGUUCCUGGAACACGAGUGGACCAACAUGCAGCGGUUUCUGCUGGAGAUCUCCAACCCCGAGACCAUCUCCAACACCGCCGGCUUUGAGGGCUACAUCGACCUGGGCCGCGAGCUCUCCAGCCUGCACUCCCUGCUCUGGGAGGCCGUGAGCCAGCUCGAGCAGAGCAUCGUAUCCAAAUUGGGGCCCCUGCCUCGAAUUCUAAGGGACGUCCACACAGCACUGAGCACCCCGGGCAGUGGGCCGCUCACAGGGAGCAACGACCUGGCCUCCACUCCUGGCUCUGGCAGCAGUAGCAUUUCAGCUGGGCUGCAGAAGAUGGUGAUUGAGAAUGAUCUCUCUGGUCUGAUAGAUUUCACCCGGUUACCGUCUCCAACCCCCGAAAACAAGGACUUGUUUUUUGUCACAAGGUCCUCCGGGGUCCAGCCCUCACCUGCCCGCAGCUCGAGUUACUCGGAAGCCAACGAGCCUGAUCUUCAGAUGGCCAAUGGUGGCAAGAGCCUGUCCAUGAUGGACCUCCAAGACGCCCGCACGCUGGACGGGGAGGCGGGCUCCCCGGCGGGCCCUGACGCCCUCACCACGGACGGGCAGGCCCCUGCAACUCAGCUGGUGGCUGGGUGGCCAGCCCGGGCAGCCCCCGGGAGCCUGGCAGGGCUGGCCACAGUGCGGCGGGCAGGCCAGACGCCGACCACGCCGGGCACUUCGGAGGGCGCGCCCGGCCGGCCUCAGCUGUUGGCCCCGCUCUCCUUCCAGAACCCUGUGUACCAGAUGGCGGCUGGCCUGCCUCUGUCACCCCGCGGCCUUGGCGACUCGGGCUCCGAGGGCCACAGCUCACUGAGCUCCCACAGCAACAGUGAGGAGCUGGCGGCCGCUGCCAAGCUGGGAAGUUACGGCGGUGCCGCCGAGGAGCUGGGGCGACGGCCGGGCGAGCUGGCGCGGCGCCAGAUGUCGCUGAUGGAGAAGGGUGGGCAGCCCACCGUGCCGCGGCAGAACAGCGCCGGCCCCCAGCGGCGGAUCGACCAGCCGCCGCCUCCGCCUCCACCGCCACCUCCGGCCCCCCGGGGCCGGACGCCGCCCACCCUGCUCAGCACCCUGCAGUACCCGCGGCCCUCAAGCGGCACCCUGGCGUCGGCCUCUCCCGACUGGGCGGGCCCUGGCGCCCGGCUCCGGCAGCAGUCCUCCUCCUCCAAGGGCGACAGCCCGGAGCUGAAGCCGCGCGCGCUGCACAAGCAGGGCCCUUCACCCGUGAGCCCCAAUGCCCUGGACCGCACGGCCGCUUGGCUCUUGACCAUGAACGCGCAGUUGUUAGAAGACGAGGGCCUGGGCCCAGACCCCCCCCACAGGGAUAGGCUAAGGAGUAAGGAGGAGCUCAGCCAAGCAGAAAAGGACCUGGCAGUGCUGCAGGACAAGUUACGCAUCUCCAACAAAAAGCUGGAGGAGUAUGAGACCCUAUUCAAGUGCCAGGAGGAGACGACGCAGAAGCUGGUGUUGGAGUACCAGGCGCGGCUGGAGGAGGGCGAGGAGCGGCUGCGGCGGCAGCAGGAGGACAAGGACAUCCAGAUGAAGGGCAUCAUCAGCAGGUUGAUGUCAGUGGAGGAGGAGCUGAAAAAGGACCACGCAGAGAUGCAAGCAGCUGUAGACUCCAAGCAGAAAAUCAUUGAUGCCCAGGAGAAGCGCAUCGCCUCCCUGGACGCUGCCAACGCCCGCCUCAUGAGCGCCCUGACACAGCUGAAAGAGAGGUACAGCAUGCAGGCCCGUAACGGCAUCUCCCCCACCAACCCCACCAAAUUGCAGAUUACUGAGAACGGCGAGUUCAGAAACAGCAGCAAUUGUUAACCUGCCCGAGGAGAGGGAGGACUGUGGUGGCCCAGGGCAGGGCCCCAGCCUGGGGAGGAACACCCCACAGUUGCAGCCCCAGCGCAGGGGGCAAGAGGCCGAGGCUCGUCUCCCCGUGCCCUCCGCCCACGGUCCAGGAGGCGGCCACAGAGGGAGCCGAGAGACCAUCGCAGCGGGAGCCCGCCCCCCGCUUCCGCCUGAGAAGCGUGUUGGGUGCAGGCCGAAGAGACUGCACUCGGGGAGUGGGACAUCCUGGUGGGAGCAGGGGGCCGGCCAAAACAUGUCUCUGUUGGUUAUCGAA
Pteropus alecto (black flying fox) is the source of this 4454-nucleotide messenger RNA. RefSeq names its product DAB2 interacting protein (gene DAB2IP). The coding region runs from base 776 to 4153 and encodes 1125 amino acids. Lineage: Eukaryota; Metazoa; Chordata; Mammalia; Chiroptera; Pteropodidae. The record is from RefSeq and is a predicted model, not a curated record. The transcript is spliced from 14 exons. Gene Ontology annotation, biological process: regulation of GTPase activity.